GUGUCUCUGUGCGUCUGACGUCAGCACGCAAAGCCCCAAACCCGAGACUGAAGCUGUAAACAAUAAAACCCAACCCGUCCAUCAUCCAUGCGCUAAACAUGCAUUUAUCCGCGAUGACGGUUGUGUUCCCGGUGCUGUUGUGCCUCUUAUGCGCCUCCAGACCCGCUCGAGGUUACUAUGGCAACCCCCUGAACAAGUACAUCCGGCACUACGAGGGUCUGUCGUACGACACGGAUCAGCUGCACAUCCGUCACCAGAGAGCCAGGAGGGCGCUGUCGCACCAGGAGCGCGAGCUGCAGCUGGAGUUCCACGCGCACGGCAGACAUUUCAACCUGCGGAUGAAGCGAGACACCAGGUUGUUUUCAGACGACUUUAAGCUGGAGAUGUCUGGAGAGGAGCUGGAGUACGACACCUCGCACAUCUACACCGGACAGAUCUACGGAGAACACGGCACUCUGACGCACGGCUCGGUCGUGGACGGGAAGUUUGAGGGCUUCAUUCAGACCCAUCGAGGCACGUAUUACGUGGAGCCGGUCGAGAGAUACCUGCAGGACAAAAACGUCCCGUUCCACUCCGUCAUCUACCACGAGGACGACAUCCAUUAUCCUCACAAGUACGGGCCGGAGGGCGGCUGUGCGGAUUCGUCUGUGUUUGACAGGAUGAAGAAAUACCAGGCGUCGGUGCUGGAGGAACCGGCGAAGGAGAACCGGUCAGCGGAGGAGCAGGCCUUGCUGAGGAAGAAGAGGAUGACUCAGGUGGAGAAGAACACGUGUCAGCUCUUCAUCCAGACCGAUCACCUGUUCUACAAGUACUACAAGACCAGAGAGGCCGUCAUCGCUCAGAUUUCCAGUCACGUGAAGGCCAUCGACGCCAUCUACCAGGGCACAGACUUCAUGGGCAUCCGCAACAUCAGCUUCAUGGUCAAGAGGAUACGGAUCAACACCACCAGUGACGAGCGCGAUCGGUCCAACCCUUUCCGCUUCGCCAACAUCGGCGUGGAGAAGUUUCUGGAGCUGAACUCGGAGCAGAAUCACGACGACUAUUGCCUGGCCUACGUCUUCACCGACAGAGACUUCGACGACGGCGUGUUGGGUCUGGCCUGGGUCGGAGCUCCCGCCGGGAGUUCUGGAGGCAUCUGUGAGAAGAGCAAGCUCUAUUCCGACGGGAAGAAGAAGUCUCUGAACACGGGAAUCAUCACGGUUCAGAACUACGCCUCACACGUGCCUCCCAAAGUCUCACACAUCACGUUCGCACAUGAGGUCGGACACAACUUCGGCUCGCCGCAUGACUCCGGGUCGGAGUGCACUCCGGGCGAGUCCAAGAGCCAGGAUAAGAAGGAACGGGGGAAUUACAUCAUGUACGCCCGUGCCACAUCCGGAGACAAGCUGAACAACAACAAGUUCUCCGUGUGCAGCAUCAAGAACAUCAGCCAGGUGCUGGAGAAGAAGCGCGGCAGCUGUUUCGUGGAGUCCGGGCAGCCGAUCUGCGGGAACGGGCUGGUGGAGCCGGGCGAGGAGUGUGACUGCGGAUACAGCGAUCAGUGUAAAGACGAGUGCUGCUACGACGCCAAUCAACCGGACAACAGGAAAUGCAAACUCAAACCCAACAAAGUCUGCAGUCCGAGUCAGGGUCCGUGCUGUACGGCCGACUGCAGCUACAAGAGCCGAAACGAGAAGUGUCGUGAGGAGUCCGAGUGCGCUCACCAGGGCAUGUGCAGCGGCAUCUCCGCCCAGUGUCCCACCUCAGAGCCCAAGGCCAACUUCACCGCCUGCCACGGGGACACGCAGGUCUGCCUCAACGGGGGCUGCUCCGGGUCCAUCUGUGAGAAGUACGGUCUGGAGGUCUGCACCUGCGCCAGUGUGGACGGCAAAGACGAGACGGAGCUCUGCCACGUGUGCUGCAUGGAGAAAAUGAACCCCAGCACCUGCAGCAGCACCGGCUCCGAGCGGCUCGCCCGCUUCUUCAAUAAGAAGGUCACCACUCUUCAGGCCGGGUCGCCCUGUAAUGACUUCAAGGGCUACUGCGACGUCUUCAUGAAGUGCCGUCUGGUGGAUGCCGAUGGUCCUCUGGCCCGUCUGAAGAAAGCCAUCUUCAACCCGGAGCUGUACGAGAACAUCGCCGAGUGGAUAGUGGCAAGUGUCCUCUCCUCCGGUCACAUGAUUGUGUUUGAGUCUGAAGCGUGUGUUGAUCGAGUGUUUCUCGCGCAGGCUCACUGGUGGGCGGUGCUGCUGAUGGGGAUCGCUCUGAUCAUGCUGAUGGCAGGAUUCAUUAAGAUCUGCAGCGUUCACACGCCCAGCAGCAACCCCAAACUGCCUCCUCCAAAACCGCUGCCAGGUACCACACACACCUCCGCUGAAAUACUGUCUCACUGUUUAAUGUGCACCGUGUGCUCACGCUCUCUCUGUGCUGAAGGAACGCUGAAGAGACGACGAGCUCAACACGCCGCUCAGCAGCAGCAGCAGCAGCAUCAUCAGCACCACAACCAGAACCAGCACGCUCACGGCCACCAGAACCAGCGGCCGGCUCCACGUCAGGCCCAGCGCCAGCCGCAGCCGCAGCGCCACCACCGGCAGCCCCGCGAGAACUACCAGAUGGGCCAGAUGAGACGCUGAGAGCCGCCGGAGCCGCCGGUCCACGGCCCGACUGAAGGACGCAUCCGCCGCCCACUCCAGAACUCACUCUCGUCCCGUUCUAGAGCUCCGGCGGCCGCGGAUACGCUCCUUCAGUCUGACCGCGGAGCGAGGCUUUACUCCAAAGAACCGAACUGGGCCGCACCACAUCAUCACCACAGUAACGCCAGAGCUUCAUCCGGGAUCACGCACUGAACUGGAAUGCUUUACGGGAACAUGUCCAGGUCCAUAAUGCUUCCUCAGACUGGAGUUUCUCUUUGGAGUAAAAACGAACCACAACUCCGCCGCUCAUUCACGUUUGCUUCGGACUCACGGAGCAGAUCCGUUCCUGAGUUUUGUUUCGUAAUGAUUAUUUUUGUUUGUUUGUUUUGCCCUCGCGUGCCAAGGUUUACCGGGGUAUUUGUAGAUAGUCACUUCUUUCCUUUGAAAACACUUAAGACUCGACAUGGUUUGAUAUGAAAACAUCAUCUUUUUAAGGAAGCGUCUGGAGCUUCGGCCCGAAUCGUUGCCAUCUGGUCGGAAAAGGACUUUUAUUUUGUAAGACCAGAAAUAUUACGCCUUCCCUUUUCCAGACUCACGGCUGUACAGAGAAACGAUAUUAGCUGUAUUAUACGAAGAUUAUUUCUUCUACUGUCGAUAAGAGAUUUACAGUUUUGUUGACAACACUCAGGACUCAAAAACGCUCAAACGAAGGCGGCGGUUCAGCGCGAGGAGGACGGAUCCCGCGGCGGCCGCCCGACGUCAUUCCGCCGUUGACCUGCUUCAUUCUGUGUGUGUGUUUGUAUAUAGCUCAUCUCCGAUCACGUCCUCACGUCCACUGCACUUCCUGUACACUCCCUGAACGAGGAAUGUGCAUGAAGAACUUGAUUUUAUUGUGUUUGUGUUAGCAGUACGACCAUGAUGAUGAAGAUCAUGAUCGUUUCUAUGGAAGCUCGUUUCUGCCACGGAAUGAAAGAUUUAAAAAGUAAAUGUGACUUUAUCUCACAAUUCUGAAUUUUUUCUCGCAGUUGUUUUUAUUUCUCGCAAUUCAUGCUUUUUUUCUUACAACUCAGACAAUUUCUUUUGCAAAUUCGUGGUUCGGAAUUUUUUUUCUUGCAAUUCUGACUUGUCAAUUGAAUUGUGAGGGGAAAAAAAAACAGAAUUGUGAGAAAUAAAAACUCGCAAUUGCAAGAAAAGAUUCAUAAUCAUGAGGAAGUCUAAAAUGCGAGAAAAAAUGUAUGAAUUGCAAAAAAUAAAAACAGUUGAGUAAAAAAAUCAUAAUCGCAAGAAAAAUCUGAUUGGCAAAAAAUAUCUGAUUGGCAAAAAAUGUCUGAAUUGCGAGAAAGUCAGAAUUGUAGACAUUUUUUGCAAAUCAGAUUUUUCUCACGAUUCUAAAAUUUUUCUCGCAAUUAUGAUUUUUUUUCUCAAAUGUUUUAUAUCUUGCAAUUCUGACUCUUUCAUGCAAUUUUUUUCUCGCAUUUCAGAUUUCCUCACAAUUAUGAUUUUAGCAAUUGCUAGUUUUUAUUUCUUCGUUUUUUCUCGCAAUUGUUUUAAUUUCUCGCAGUUCAAGUUUUUUACUCACAUUUUAGACUUUUCCACACGUUAUGAAUUUUGUCUCACAAUUGCUAGUUUUUAUUACAAUUCAGACGUAUUCUCAAUUCAUUCUUUUUCUUGCAAUUCAGACUUUUUUUCUCUGUUCAUAAUUUUUUCUCACAUUGAUAGUUUUUAUUUCUCACAAUUCUUUUUUUUUUUUCUCAACUGUAAGUUAUGAAGUCCUACUUUCCAAGGAAAAAGUAGUAAUUAACCUUUUUUUUUUUUUUUUUUUAAAUCAUUUUAGUCAACGGCGGAAACAAGCUUCCACAUGUUUCAGAUGACUGAAGUAACUGAAAGUGUUUCUGGGAUGUUCAGAUCCAGCGUUUGCUGUGAAGAGCUGAAACCAUGGUUUGAACCCCAGCUGUUAUAUUUGAGAGCAGGACGGUUACGAUUGUUCUCUGCUAAUGUGUUUUAAAGUGUAGCUGCAGUUUCCUGUAGAGGAUUCUCACGGUACUAUUAACACAAGGUUUAGUUUACAGUCCUUCAUCCUCCUCAUCCUCCUGCAGAUGGGCGGCAGACUCAGGUGUGUGAAGGGCCACUCGCCGAGGGAACAUCACGCUUCCCUUCAUCCUCUCUGACAGAGAGCAGGACCAUCUCAGCAGGUGUAAACUAUGUACAGUAACUGGAGAAUUUCUGUUAUAUUUGAAGGUACAUUUUGAUACUUUUAUUUUGUUCGAGUCCAGGCCGGCCGCCGAGCCACAUCCGGUUCUUCUUUUCCGUACUGCCGUCUGCCAUGAAGAAACCAGGCGGCGCUCUGGUGGUUUUGCGGCGGUCUGGACUGGAGGAGAUCUGAAUAUUUGCCUGUAUUUGACUUCUUUUAAUUUUUACGUAGUCUUGGUGAAAUUUCAUAGAGGAAAAGUGCACUGAAAAAAGUCUUAAUCGAGUCCAAAUGUCGUAGGUGAAAAUAGGCCGAACACUAAAAUUGAGAAACGAAUGAACAAAAAAAGAUUAAUACUGCUGUCUGUUAAUGUUCACUGUGUUUUAUACAGUACCUAAAUUUUUGUUCACUUUGAACAUUUUUACGUAACAUUUCAAAACGUAUUGUGCAAAGAGAUGUAAUUUUUUUGGAGUACUUGAAAUGCAUUAAUAAAAAGACUGGGUUGAAUGGC
Messenger RNA from Ctenopharyngodon idella (grass carp), 5311 nucleotides. Its product is annotated as disintegrin and metalloproteinase domain-containing protein 10-like. The transcript has 14 exons. Gene Ontology annotation, cellular component: synaptic membrane; plasma membrane. NCBI's taxonomy places the organism in Eukaryota, Metazoa, Chordata, Actinopteri, Cypriniformes, Xenocyprididae. Gene Ontology annotation, biological process: membrane protein ectodomain proteolysis; Notch signaling pathway. Bases 99 to 2612 code for a protein of 837 amino acids. Gene Ontology annotation, molecular function: metalloendopeptidase activity involved in amyloid precursor protein catabolic process. The record is from RefSeq and is a predicted model, not a curated record.